Molecule: messenger RNA, 5110 nt
Organism: Gopherus flavomarginatus (Mexican gopher tortoise)
Lineage: Eukaryota; Metazoa; Chordata; Testudines; Testudinidae
Gene: GIGYF1
Product: GRB10 interacting GYF protein 1
Exons: 25
Coding region: 719-5110 (1463 amino acids)
Biological process (GO): insulin-like growth factor receptor signaling pathway
Molecular function (GO): protein binding
Source: RefSeq, a predicted model, not a curated record
CCCAGACACACGGCCAGGGACAGACCCUGCCCCAGCUGAGAUCAGGGCCCCGUCGUGCUGGACGCUGUCCAGACACACGGCGAGGGACAGACCCUGCCCCAGCUGAGAUCAGGGUCCCGUCGUGCCCAGACACACGGCCAGGGACAGACCCUGCCCCAAGUCAAAGCAGGCAAAGGCAGGAUUCUUAUCUGUGUUUUGGUCUGGCGGGUCUGCGCGGUGCUGGAAUAAUGCAGAUCCCCUGCUCUUGGCCGGGGCGGGGCCCCUCGCCAAAAUAUUACAUAUGCCUGGCUGUAUUAUAACCCCCCGGCUGGUAAAUCGCCCCCUCCAGGCCUGCGGUUGGAGGGACGCCCUGGUUCGAAAUGAUGCAGCAGUUUCCUGUCAGGUUCUUGCUCCGAGGGCUUUGCCUCUGAAAGGCCUUGGCCGAAGGGUUGGAAACUGAUGUGUCAGCUCUUCCCAAUGUGAAUCCGGCUUCUGACUCUGUCGUGGGGGGAGAAAGGCCCAGCAGCCGCAUCAGCACCCGUGCUCCGCUAGCGACUCGGACAGGCGGGCGCCCGCAGAUCCCCCUACCCUUGGAAAUCCCCCAGCACGGUCGGACCCACAAGCAGCUGCCAUCUGGGUUUGGUGCCGUGGGCCGAGCCUCCCACGGUGAGGGGCGUGGGGCUGUAGCCAGCAGGUCAUAGGACAACAGAAGCUAAACCCAACGCACACGCAGAGGGCGAUGGCCGCUGAGACUCUCAAUUUUGGACCGGAAUGGCUCCGUGCGCUGUCCAGUGGGGGGAGUGUGGCCUCCCCCCCGCCCUCUCCUGCCAUGCCAAAGUACAAGCUCGCGGACUAUCGCUACGGCAGAGAAGAGAUGCUAGCACUUUAUAUCAAAGAGAACAAGGUCCCGGAGGAGCUCCAGGAUAAGGAAUUUGCUGCCAUUCUCCAGGAAGAGCCGCUGCAGCCGCUGGCCCUGGUCCCGCUAACGGAGGAGGAGCAGAGGAAUUUCUCCAUGUCGGUGAACAGCGUGGCGGUGCUGAGGCUGAUGGGAAAAGGAGGCGGAGCCGCUCCCGCUGGAGUCUCCCGGGGGAGAGGCAGUACCCGGAGCCGAGGCCGGGGCCGAGGCGAGAGCGGGUUUUACCAAAGAAGUCCGGAGGAGCCGGAGGGGGCGUUCGGGCGCGGGGCCCGGGAGAUCCACCGCAGCCAGAGCUGGGACGACAGGGGCGAGCGGCGGUUCGAGAAGCCGACCCGGCGGGAUGGAACCCGGGCUCCCUUCGAGGAAGGGGCCCCGCCCCCCCGCAAGGAAUACGCCCGCUCGGACAGCGACAACUGGCGGACGCUGCGGGAGGAGCAGGAGGAGGAAGAGGAGGGGGGCGGGGGCGCCGGCCCCACCCCCACCGGGGCGGCUGCAGGGGGCAGCUGGCGGCUCAGUGGGGCCCGGCGUGAGAGCGAGCGCUGGCGGUCGGCCAGCCCAGAUGGCGCGCCCCGCUCGGCCGGCUGGCGGGAGCACCCUGAGGGCCGGCGCCGCAAGUUCGACUUUGACUUCCGGGAGCGGGAGGAGGAGCGGGGCGGGCGGCGGCACCGGGGCAGCGACAGCUUCGAGGACGACAAGGACGGGCUGCCCGAGUGGUGCAUGGACGACGAGGACGAGGAGAUGGGCACCUUCGACUCCUCCGGCGCCUUCAUGCCCCUCAAGAAGAGCCCCAAGGAGCCAAUCCCUGAGGAGCAGGUGUUCGACUUCCAUCCGCUGCAGGAAGAUGAUGAGAGGUCGGAAGGGAAGGACGACGCCGAGCCCGGCUCGAAGGAGGCCCCCGAGAAAGAGGCCUGGAAGGAUCCCUCGAUAGCCCCGGAGGAGAAGCGAUGUUCCCCGCCCGGCGCCCCCUGGCUGUCGGGCCCCCCUUUUGCUGCUACUGUUGCCACUGCCACUAGUGAAUGUGAGAGCGCCCCACUGGGGGGCUCAGAGCCCGCCGUGCCCCUCGGCACCUGCGACAAGGAGCCGAAGCCUGCUGUGGAAGGGGACCCAGGCAUCCUGAGCCUCCCGUCUCAGCUCAGCACGGGCGCGGUCUCCACCCUCUCCUCCCCUUCCUCCACCACCAAUGCUGCUACUGAGUUCUCCAUUGGAGACACCGAGGACGACGACGGGAUGAAACAUCUUCAGCAGGAAGCAGAGAAGAUGGUGGCCUCGCUCCAGGAGAGCUCCAUGGACGAGGAGCGCUUCACCCAGGCCAUCCAGGAGCCGCGCAACACGGCCGCCGCCCUGCCCCUCUCCCACGAGGCCGCCAUGAAGUGGUUCUACAAGGACCCCCAGGGGGAGAUCCAAGGGCCCUUCACCACGCAGGAGAUGGCGGAGUGGUUCCAGGCCGGCUAUUUCACCAUGUCGCUGCUGGUGAAGCGCGGCUGCGACGAGGGCUUCCAGCCGCUGGGCGAGGUGAUCAAGAUGUGGGGAAGAGUGCCUUUCGCGCCGGGCCCGUCGCCACCCCCACUGCUGGGGAACCUGGACCAGGAGCGGCUGAAGAAGCAGCAGGAGCUGGCAGCCGCCGCCCUCUACCAGCAGCUCCAGCAUCAGCAGUUCCUGCAGCUCAUCAACAGGUACCUGCCCGACAGGCCGCAGUUCGCCCAGUGCGCGCUCCAGCAGAAGCUGGCAGCCGGGGACCUGACCCAGCAGCAGCUCACGGCUUUCCUGCAGCAGCUGCAGGCUCUGAAACCCAGAGCUGGGGAGCAGAACCUGAUCCCGGCGAUGAACCGCUCCAUGUCCGUGCCAGACACAGGGUCCCUGUGGGACGCACAUACCUCAGCCUCACAGCCUGCAGGCGGUGAGGCCAGUCUAUGGGAUUUACCAAUUAAUUCUUCAACUCAGGGUCCAAUCUUAGAACAACUGCAACUGCAACAGAAACUCCAGGAGCGCCGCGACGCGGAACUCAGGGCUAAGAGGGAGGAGGAGGAACGCAAGCGGCGCGAAGAGAAGCGGCGCCAGGAGGAGCAGAAGCGGCGCGAGGAGGAGGAGCUGUAUCGCCGCAAACAGUGCCGGCAGCAGGAGCUGGUGCUGAAGCUGCUGCAGCAGAGCCAGGCGCAGAGCGCGGCGCCCUGGGGGGGGCUGGCCAAGGCCCCCGGGGGCAUGAAGGCCCUGCUGGAGCUGCAGGAGAGCGAGCGGCAGCUGCACAAGCAGCAGCGGGCGCAGCAGAGAGUGCACGGGGGGCUCGGCAUGAGCAGCCCCUCGCAGUGGGGCGCCGACUCCAGCCUGCUGUGGGGCCAUGAGAAGAACAGCCUGUGGGACGAGAGUGGCAAGAACCUGAGGAGCCUGGGGCUGAAGAGCAGCCGCAGCAGCCCCUCCCUUGGGGACAGCUACGGGGGGCCGGGCCGGCAGAGCCGGAAGAAGACAGACGAGGAGGAGAAGCUGCUCAAACUGCUGCAGGGGAUCCACAAACCCCAGGAUGGCUUCACGCAGUGGUGUGAGCAGAUGCUGCACGUCCUGAACAGCUCCAGCAACCUCGACGGUACUCCUGCGCCCGGACGCCUGGCUUCCCUGCGCCCCAGGGGGAAAGGGGGAGGGGCUGGGAGCCCCAGGGCUCCUGGGGUGGGUCCCCGGCUCUUGUUUCCUCGGUUUCCCCUACUUUGUGCCUCAGUUUCCCCCACAUUGUGCCUCGGUUUCCGCCGCUCUCAAGCCUUGGUGGCGCAGGUCAUGACCCAGGAGGAGCGCAGCGGGAUGGCGUGGACCUGCGGGGAGGGAAAGGUGGGCCCAUCUGCCCCGGCAUCCGGCCUCCCGCCUCCCCCCCGGGGCCCAUCUGCCCCGGCAUCCGGCCUCCCGCCUCCCCCUCCCGGGGCCCAUCUGCCCCGGCAUCCGGCCUCCCGCCUCCCCCUCCCCGGGGCCCAUCUGCCCCGGCAUCCGGCCUCCCGCCUCCCCCUCCCGGGGCCCAUCUGCCCCGGCAUCCGGCCUCCCGCCUCCCCCUCCCGGGGCCCAUCUGCCCCGGCAUCCGGCCUCCCGCCUCCCCCUCCCGGGGCCCAUCUGCCCCGGCAUCCGGCCUCCCGCCUCCCCCUCCCGGGGCCCAUCUGCCCCGGCAUCCGGCCUCCCGCCUCCCCCUCCCGGGGCCCCAUCUGCCCCGGCAUCCGGCCCUCCCGCCUCCCCCUCCCGGGGCCCAUCUGCCCCGGCAUCCGGCCUCCCGCCUCCCCCUCCCGGGGCCCAUCUGCCCCGGCAUCCGGCCUCCCGCCUCCCCCUCCCGGGGCCCAUCUGCCCCGGCAUCCGGCCUCCCGCCUCCCCCUCCCGGGGCCCAUCUGCCCCGGCAUCCGGCCUCCCGCCUCCCCCUCCCGGGGCCCAUCUGCCCCGGCAUCCGGCCUCCCGCCUCCCCCUCCCGGGGCCCAUCUGCCCCGGCAUCCGGCCUCCCGCCUCCCCCCUCCCGGGGCCCAUCUGCCCCGGCAUCCGGCCUCCCGCCUCCCCCUCCCGGGGCCCAUCUGCCCCGGCAUCCGGCCUCCCGCCUCCCCCUCCCGGGGCCCAUCUGCCCCGGCAUCCGGCCUCCCGCCUCCCCCUCCCGGGGCCCAUCUGCCCCGGCAUCCGGCCUCCCGCCUCCCCCUCCCGGGGCCCAUCUGCCCCGGCAUCCGGCCUCCCGCCUCCCCCCCGGGGCCCAUCUGCCCCGGCAUCCGGCCUCCCGCCUCCCCCCCGGGGCCCAUCUGCCCCGGCAUCCGGCCUCCCGCCUCCCCCCCCGGGGCCCAUCUGCCCCGGUAUCCGGCCUCCCGCCUCCCCCCCCGGGGCCCAUCUGCCCCGGUAUCCGGCCUCCCGCCUCCCCCCCGGGGCCCAUCAGCCCCGGUAUCCGGCCUCCCGCCUUCCCCCUGGGCCCAUCAACCCCGGUAUCCGGCCUUCCGCCUUCCCCCUGGGCCCAUCAACCCCGGUAUCCGGCCUUCCGCCUUCCCCCUGGGCCCAUCUGCCCCGGCAUCCGGCCUCCCGCCUCCCCCCCGGGGCCCAUCAACCCCGGUAUCCGGCCUCCCGCCUUCCCUCUGGGCUCAUCAACCCCGGUAUCCGGCCUUCCGCCUUCCCCCUGGGCCCAUCAACCCCGGUAUCCGGCCUCCUGCCUCCCCCUGGGCCCAUCUACUCCGGUAUCCAGCCUGCCACCUCCCUCCCCGGGCCCAUCUACCCCGGUAG